UUUAGAAAUCCGUGUAAAUAUUGGACAAACCAAUAUAUAGAUAAUCUGUGUGGGUGAAAAAUCUCCUUUUCCCGUGGAAAAGUAGGAAAAUUUUCUUUCCAAAACAACUUUUGUGCUUAAAAAGUUUUCCAGAGUACUUAAGAAAUUGAAGAAAAGAAAAUCUUUCUGCGGGGAAAAUUUUUGGGAGGAAAUGAAAAAGAGAUUGUAACCAAACCAUCUGUCAGGGAAAAUUGUGAAGAAGAGAAAAAUCUUCCAGGAUGUUUUCGGCCUUUAAGAAACUCACCAAUAAGGCUGAUGCCCCAGUGGGGCUCCCUGAGACUGCUGGACACACAAUGGCGGGAUCGCUGCAGAAGAAAUUUGCCCGGGGUGUUCAGUACAACAUGAAAAUAAUCAUAAAAGGAGAUCGAAAUGUGGGGAAAAGUUGUUUGCUGGAACGCCUCCAGGGACGGAGUUUCUUGGAGACGUACACACCGACUGAGCAGAUUCAGGUGGCAUCAAUUCAGUGGAGCUUCAAAGCCACGGAGGAUGUGGUGAAGGUUGAGGUGUGGGAUGUUGUGGAUCGUGGGAAGGCACGAGCACGACAGACAACCCUCAAAUUGGCCACAAAUGCCCUUCCGGCUGAGACACCAGCCCUCGAUGCGGAAUUCCUGGAUGUCUACAAGGGCACCCAUGGGGUUGUCCUCAUGAUGGACAUCACCAAGGCGUGGACCUUUGAGUACGUUUCGCGGGAACUGCCCAAGAUCCCGCCGGAGAUUCCCGUUCUCGUCCUGGGCAAUCACUGUGACAUGAAUCACCAUCGUGUGGUGUCUUCGGGUCAGGCAGUUGCUCUCAUUGAAGGCUUCCAGUCCACACGCCCCGGCGAAGUGCUCUACGGCGAAAGUUCCAUGCGCAAUGGCUUCGGCUUGCGGCUCCUGCACAAAUUCCUCGGGCUGCCCUUCCUCAAACUCCAACGGGACACACUGAUGGCGCAACUUGAGCGCAAUCGUCGUGAUGCGGAUAUUUGUGGGUUUGAAAUUGCGGAAUUCCUCAAAUCUGGGGAUUCGGACUACAAUCAAUUCCUCGAUCAACUUGUCAGCCGACGCAGGCAAAUUGCAGACUCCAAACCACCGGAAAUUCGUCCCACAAAGAGUAUCAUUGUCGGUGGGGGGCAACCAAUUGUCAUUCCGGGUGCGCAGGUGUUGGCGCCGGAGAAGAAGCCACAGCGGAAUCUCGCCGCGACGCUGGUAGCGGAUGUGGGGCAAUUGAGUGUGAAUGACGUGGAGAAGAUAAGCAGCGUGGAGGAUUUCUGCCCUGAAGGUGGUGGUGGGUUGGACAAGGAUUUCUUCGAUGAUUGCCCCGUAACGCCAACGGCUAAAGCCAACAUCCGCAUUGGCGGUGGUGGAAAUGAGUCUGACAGUGACAACGAAGGCGGGAAUCCUCAGGUUGCUCGUUUUGAGGAUGAAUUGGCCGAUGAGGACGAUGAGGAGGAUGUCGUGGUGAUGGUGAAGAAAGCCCCCACGGAGGGAGCUCCACAGGAACCCCCUUCAGCAGCAUCCAGCGACGAACUCGACACAUUACCAACAAAACCAGCAAAGAAAGCUCCUCAGGAUGAUUCAGACUUUGAUUCGUGGAUUAUGGAUUCGAGUGUACAGCACCGGAGAUCUCCGGAAGGUGGCGAAGAUUCCGCCACAACAGCCAGCAUUCACCAAGAUGUCCCACUGGAUGGGGAAGCAGAGCCGGGGGAAAGGAGGAAGUCGCAGAAGAAGAAGAAGGAGAAGAAAGACAAGAAGGAGCGUGAGAAGAAGAAGAAGCGCAAAUCACGAGAUUUGGAGGAGAUUCAACCAGCUGCCGAUGGUUAUGAAUGCAUUUAAACGCCCAAAUUCUCAUCCCUUCCUCUCCACUAAAAGAGAUUUUGUUGAUUUAUUAUUUUUUUUAUUAUUAUAAUUUAAUCCUGAUUUUAUUAACCCUGAGAUUCCAAUCCAACGACAUUUUUUUUACGUUAAAUAAACAAUUUUUUAUUUUAUUUUAAA
Molecule: messenger RNA, 2009 nt
Organism: Lutzomyia longipalpis
Lineage: Eukaryota; Metazoa; Arthropoda; Insecta; Diptera; Psychodidae
Product: rab-like protein 6
Exons: 3
Coding region: 258-1850 (530 amino acids)
Cellular component (GO): nucleus; cytosol
Molecular function (GO): GTP binding; GTPase activity
Source: RefSeq, a predicted model, not a curated record